ACAAAUUUCGUGGAAGCAAAAAUCAACGCAUAUUGCAGGCAGGGAAAAAAAUCGAGGCAGAUAUUUAAUAGGCGAAUUGCAGCUCAGUAAGUAGAGAUAUCGGGCCCGGCAACUAAAAGGAAUACUAUCGGUGGUAGCAGCGACAACAGAAUCCCCAACAAUCCUGCACAAUCAGCUUUAAUGUUCGAUUCGGUGUACUCCGUCGCAGCUGGUCUUACGGAGCUUGAAAGGAAGGAUUUAUUGAGUUGGCAUAAUAUUUCUUGCAAAAACGAAUUGCCAUGGAGAGAUGGACUGUCGCUAUAUAACUAUAUUAAUUCGGCUUCUAUGAAUGGAUUGACAGGCCGUGUACAUUUCACUGAGGGACGUCGAAAUUUAUUUCAAAUCGAUUUGCUUAAAUUAAAGCGAGAGAAAAUUCAAAAAGUUGGUUUUUGGAAACCUGAAUUCGGUGUUAACAUUACCGAUUCGACCGCUUUCUAUGACACUUAUUCAAGUAAUACAACGUUAAUUGUCAUGACACGCCAAGAAAAACCUUACGUUAUGGUGAAAAGUGGCAUAAGUCAAACAGGAAAUGAUCGCUUUGAAGGAUUUUGUAUUGAUCUCCUAAAAGCCAUUGCCACUCAAAUGGGAUUUCAAUAUAAGAUUGAAUUAGUACCUGAUAAUAUGUAUGGAGUAUUCAACCCUGACACAAAAGUUUGGAACGGAAUAGUGCGAGAGUUAAUGGAAAAGCUAACGCGAACGAAAAUAUAGCAGUAAAACUGAACAUACGUUUAUGGCCUUCAAUAUAAAGCAAGAAAAUACCAAAUUUGAGAGUAAUUAAAUAAUGAGUUCAUCGACUGAUGGAAUUUGAAAGAAUUCAACAUUUUUAUACUCUUGCAACAAAAUCUUGCAAAAUCACGUAACACAGGUCGAUAUGGAAAUACUUAUACUUGUAUAUAUGUUCACAUGGCAAAUGUUAACAAUUGCUAAAUAAAAGUAAUAAUACGUAAUCAGCAAUAAUGAGUAAAGCAUAGCGGAAAUGCAUCUUUAGUUGCGCAAUAUUUCCCACAGCAAAAGCCAGACGCUUUCAUUAGCAUAAAAGCUCAUUUUUCGGUGUGAAGCGGAAGUCCAACAUCAAGUCAGCAGUUGGCCAGUGCAACUUAGCUAGCUUUUAAGUAAAUGGAUUUUUAAGUUUCAGUUUUAGCUCUGUAAUCAAACAAAGAAGAACUAAAUAAAAUUUUUUUAAAAGAAAUU
Bactrocera neohumeralis is the source of this 1230-nucleotide messenger RNA. Its product is annotated as glutamate receptor ionotropic, kainate 1-like. Gene Ontology annotation, cellular component: plasma membrane; postsynaptic membrane. Bases 181 to 747 code for a protein of 188 amino acids. NCBI's taxonomy places the organism in Eukaryota, Metazoa, Arthropoda, Insecta, Diptera, Tephritidae. Gene Ontology annotation, molecular function: glutamate-gated receptor activity. The transcript is spliced from 4 exons. The record is from RefSeq and is a predicted model, not a curated record.